AUGGCGCGACCAAACGAGGGCAUCUACGGCACGCCGCUCCUCGCCAAACCCGACGACACCGUCGCCGGCAUCUCCGCCGCCGAACGCGGGCGCUCCAACGGCACCCUCACCCCGAACCGCGCCGCCGUGCCCGCCAUCACCAGCGGCGCCCGCCCAGCACUCUCGCGCCGUUCCACCGCCAUGCGCUCCCGCAGCCCGCGCGGCUUCGCCGCCGAGCAAGCCGCGCGCAAGAAAUACACCUAUGCCGCCUUCUUCCUCGUCGUCUCCCUCGUCGCCUUUUGCCUGCAGACGGAGCUGAGCGCGUACAUCCAGCACGAUCUCGGCUGGGACAAGGCCUACUGCAUGAUGUACUUUACCCACAGCUCGUGGGUCGUGCUGUGGCCGACGCAGCUGCUCAUCCUCCGGCUGCAGAAACUCGACCAGCCCUGGCCCGUGUUUUGGCGCCGCCACACGCAGCUGCUCAAGACGACGGCGCUCAUGGUGGAGAUGCAGACGCUCGACGUGUUUGGCACCACGCUGCAGUACAGCGCCCGCUCCGUCCGGUACAUGCUGCGCGUCACGGCCGUCGUCACCAGCGCCCUCACCGUCGCCGGCCUCUCCUGGUAUAUUGCCGUCAGCAUGACGACGCCCUCGGACCUGACUGCCAUCUACAACUGCUCCGCCUUCUUCGCCUAUGCCUUUUCCGUGCCGCUGCUGCGCGAGCCCUUGCGGCUAGACAAGUCAGUCGCCGUGCUCAUUGCCAUUAUCGGCGUCCUCGUCGUCGCAUACGGCGACACCGGUAGCAGCGCCGCAGACGGCAGCGCCGGCACCUCCUCCUCCUCUGGCCCCGACGCCAGCGCUGAGAGUCGCUUCCUCGGCAACAUGGUCAUCGGCUUCGGCUCUGUCCUCUACGGCCUGUACGAGGUCAUGUACAAGCGCUUCGCCUGCCCGCCCGACGGCGUCUCCCCCGGCCGGGGCAUGAUCUUCGCCAACACAUUUGGCUCCCUCAUCGGUCUCUUCACCCUCACCGUCCUCUGGCUCCCGCUGCCGCUGCUGCACAUGCUCGGCUGGGAGACGUUUGCGCUGCCCGAUGCCGCCACCGGUCGCCUCGUGCUGCUCGCGGUCCUCUGCAACGCCGUCUUUAGCGGCUCCUUUCUCGUCCUCAUAUCCCUCACCUCGCCCGUGCUGUCGUCCGUCGCGGCGCUGCUCACCAUCUUCAUCGUCGCCCUCGCCGACUGGGCCCUCACUGGUCAGCCCCUCUCGGCCGCCGCCAUGCUCGGCGGCUCCAUGAUUGUGCUGGCGUUCUUGGCGCUCAGCUGGAGCACCUACCGCGAGAUGACGGAGCACGAGGCGCAGAAGCUGGCCGUGGACCUGACCGACAGCGACGACGAGGACGGCAACCUCAGCGGAAGCGAUUCAUGA
Cordyceps militaris CM01 is the source of this 1401-nucleotide messenger RNA. RefSeq names its product DUF6 domain protein, putative. The record is from RefSeq and is a predicted model, not a curated record. The transcript has a single exon. Gene Ontology annotation, cellular component: endoplasmic reticulum membrane. Lineage: Eukaryota; Fungi; Ascomycota; Sordariomycetes; Hypocreales; Cordycipitaceae. Gene Ontology annotation, molecular function: enzyme regulator activity. Gene Ontology annotation, biological process: intracellular calcium ion homeostasis. Bases 1 to 1401 code for a protein of 466 amino acids.